This is a messenger RNA of Piliocolobus tephrosceles (Ugandan red Colobus), 1417 nucleotides long. Its product is annotated as tryptase alpha/beta-1. Gene Ontology annotation, molecular function: serine-type endopeptidase activity. The record is from RefSeq and is a predicted model, not a curated record. Gene Ontology annotation, biological process: proteolysis. NCBI's taxonomy places the organism in Eukaryota, Metazoa, Chordata, Mammalia, Primates, Cercopithecidae. The transcript has 4 exons. The coding region runs from base 397 to 1056 and encodes 219 amino acids.
UAAGACAGGGAAGCUAAAAGCAGACGGGGUACGCCGUAUGCCUGCAGCUGCAGGAAGAUGUAUGGGAACAGACACACAGCUAUCCCUCCCAGAGAAGCGCAACGAAGAGUCACAGAAGCACUCCAAGUCUCAGAUAAGCUCUCCUGCCCUCAAUCCAUAAAACUCUUAGUCUCUAAGAGCGUGUGGCUCUGAUCUAACUCAGCCAGCCACCCCUCUCCGGUUUGCUUAAAAUAAACCUGUCCCUGUUGACUGUGAGGCUGCCCUUUGUGUUUCUCUCCUCUUUCUUUAAUUCUUACAGGGAGCAGGGCCCCUUCCUGGCUGAGGACACUCGGUGCUGUCCCCUCUCAAGGCUGUUUCCUCAUCUGACAAGGGGGUCUCUUGUGAGCCCCCCACCAAAUGCUGAACCUGCUGCUGCUGGCGCUGCCCGUCCUGGUGAGCCCGGCCCACGCGGCCCCUGCCCCGGGCCAGGCCCUGCAGCGAGCGGGCAUCGUCGGGGGGCAGGAGGCCCCCAAGAACAAGUGGCCCUGGCAGGUGAGCCUGAGAUUCCACGGCCAGUACUGGAUGCACUUCUGUGGGGGCUCCCUCAUCCACCCCCAGUGGGUGCUGACCGCGGCGCACUGCGUGGGACCGGACGUCAAGGAUCUGGCCGACCUCAGGGUGCAGCUGCGGGAGCAGCACCUCUACUACCAGGACCAGCUGCUGCCGGUCAGCAGGAUCAUCGUGCACCCGCAGUUCUACACCGUCCAGACUGGGGCGGACAUUGCCCUGCUGGAGCUGGAGGAGCCCGUGAACGUCUCCAGCCACGUCCACACGGUCACCCUGCCCCCUGCCUCGGAGACCUUCCCCCCGGGGACACCGUGCUGGGUCACCGGCUGGGGCGAUGUGGACAAUGAUGGUGGGUCCAGGGACAGCGGGAGGCUGGGCCAGGUGGGCACCAGGUCACAGUCAUGGGCCAGCUUCUGGGGUGAUGGGGUCCCUCGGGGCGGCUCAGGCAGGGGGAUUCUGGAGGCCAGGAUGAAUGGAGUGGGCGGUGGCGAGAGGCAGCAGGUGCCCUGAGCAGAGACAGUGAGUCCAACAGGCCUCGGUGCCCCCACCCCAGGGCUUGGGUAAGUCCCUUUAGCACCUCCGUGCCUCGGUUUCCCCUAGCCUGAAAGGGUGCAUCAACAGUUCGUACGUCACAGACUUGCUAUGUGGAGAGUGAAAUCACAAGGGGGUCUUGCUGGAAGGAGAGAGACGGGUGCUGGGAUGAGACCCGCCUGCCCUCCAUCCCUGUGCCACGGUCAGCUCAGGGGCCUGGGACUCCAGGUCAUGGCAGGUGCUGUGGGGGACUGGACGAAGCUCACUCUGACCCUCCAUGAGGCACAUUUUCACUUCUAGUAGGUCUUGUCCCCAUUUUAUCCAUAAUUCAGAGCAAAGC